This is a messenger RNA of Saccostrea echinata, 1369 nucleotides long. RefSeq names its product integrase/recombinase xerD homolog. Gene Ontology annotation, biological process: DNA integration; DNA recombination. The transcript has 2 exons. The record is from RefSeq and is a predicted model, not a curated record. The coding region runs from base 338 to 1006 and encodes 222 amino acids. Gene Ontology annotation, molecular function: DNA binding. Lineage: Eukaryota; Metazoa; Mollusca; Bivalvia; Ostreida; Ostreidae.
UAAUACUGAAGAUGCCGCUAAGCUUCGUUACGCGGUGGGACGCGCUGCAAGAAAACGUUCCUUCAGAAGCAAACCAUAUGAGAGACGCAGAGGCAGUUUUGCGCCCAGUGACUUUUUUCGUGGCUUUAGCCAGUCGUAUAAUUCCUCCGAAAAUUCAAUACAGGGGCUACAAGGGUCGGAACUACAGGAUUCCAGUUCCAAAGAGAUCGUGGCGGAUGUUUCUACUGUCGGCAAGUCGGACACAUGGUCAGAGACUGUCCCUACCUUAAAGGACAGCCCAUCCCCUCCUUGUCAACAUCAACUACAAGUGGAACCUCUAAGCAAUGAAAAUAGUGAAAUGCGCAGUGUUUGGACAGAAAUUCAGGAAAUGAAAAAGGACAGCAGACUUUAUUCAGCAGCAUCAAAUAUUCAGCACAUAAUCAGAAAAGGGAAGAGUGAUAGUUCAAAUAAAAUGUACGACGCAUAUUUUAAAAAGUUUAGGACCUGGUGUUCAGAUCAUGGUGUUUCUUAUUUACCCGCGGCAGUGAGUACGGUGGCCGUUUUUCUUAGCAGUCUCGUGCAGCAGUCGGUGUCAGAAUCAGUGUUAUCAGCCUAUUUUUACAGUAUCAAGUGGUUCCACGAUUUCAAUGUGUGCGUUAAUCCGUGUGAUACAAAAAUUCUACAUAUGGUUAUGGAAGGGGGAAAAAGAAUCCUUUGUAAACCAAUUCAGAAGAAAGAACCCAUAACGCCCGAAAUUUUGGAGCAGAUCAUAAACAAAUACGGUGAUGGCAGUCGAAAAAGUGACUUAUUAAGUGUAAGAGUGUGUGCUAUGUUUCUGAUGGGGUUUGCGGGAUUUUUAAGGUUUAAUGAAUUAGCUAAUUUAAGAGUUAGAAAUAUUUCUUUUCAUGAUUUUUACAUGUUGAGAGUAGUAAAACUGACAUUUAUAGACGGGGUAAUGAUGUUCUCAUUGCAAGUACAGGUAAUGCUACAUGCCCCGUGUUUUGGACAAAACAUUAUUUACAAUUAGCGGAAAUAUCAGAAAAACCAGACGAUUUCGUUUUUAGGUCUGUACGUUAUUUCAAAUCAGAUAAAUGUCACAGACUUUGUAAUAUCAACAAGCCUAUUUCUUACACCAGGGCAUGCACGUGAAAUAUUACUUGAUUCUUUAUCGUCCAUUGGUUUGGAUCCAAAACUGUUUGGUCUACAUAGUUUACGUAGCGGUGGCGCUACUUCUGCAGCUUCAUGUGGGGUAAAUGACAGGUUAUUAAAAAUACAUGGUCGUUGGAAGACAAAAUUUUCAAGGGACAAUUAUAUUAAGGAUUCUGUAUCAAAGCAGUUGAAUGUUACGAAGAAUCUACGCAUAUAAAUUACGUUCUAUGUGUAUAUAAUU